This is a messenger RNA of Stegodyphus dumicola, 564 nucleotides long. RefSeq lists its product as uncharacterized. Lineage: Eukaryota; Metazoa; Arthropoda; Arachnida; Araneae; Eresidae. The record is from RefSeq and is a predicted model, not a curated record.
AUGUAUUGUUUAUCCACAAAGGCAAUCCAUUUGGAGGUAGUGACAGACUUGACGUCUGAAGCCUUUAUAGCAGCUCUUAAGCGAUUUUGUGCGAGAAGAGGGAAAAUCUCUUCCAUCAUUACAGAUAAUGCCACAAAUUUUAAGGGGGCUCAUACAGAGUUAAAGCGUUUACAGAAAUUGAUAAGAAAACCAGAUGAGGCGUUAUCCAGCUAUUUCACCUCAGAAUCUAUAGUCUGGAAAUUAAUUCCCCCUAUAUCACCGAAUUUUGGUGGACUGUGGGAAGCGGGAGUUAAAUCCUUUACGUAUCAUCUUAGAAGAACUAUAGGAAGCACUAAGGUUACUAUGGAAGAAUUUCUUACAAUCAUUACUCAGAUUGAAGGAAUUUUAAAUUCACGCCCGUUAACCCCUAUGUCUAAUGGUAUUAAUGCAUUUGAAGUUUUAAGGCCAGGACAUUUUUUAGUCGGCCGUCCAAUCAUGUCUAUACCAGAGCCUGAACUUAUUGAAAUCACUGAUAAUAGGUUAUCAAGGUGGCAGCGGACAACAAAAUUUGUUCAAUUAAUAUAG